AUGGCCUUCAACGCCGCCUCUCACAAUAUCACCGGUGAGCCAACUGGUUCUCCUUCUGGCCCCCCACCACCUGUAUCUUCCGAGACUACUUCCGCUGUUCAACAAGCCGCAAAGACGGAUUCGCUCGGUCAGAAUGUCCCCGGCAAGGAUCAGCAAGGUAACGAGAAAGGCCAGACUGUAAUCGGGGAAGCAGGGAAGGAGAAGACUGCCAAAGAAAUCGAAAGAGACCGCAAAAAGGCUGAAAAGCUCGCCAAAUUCCAAGAGAAACUGUCCAAGAAGGCGGCACCCGCCACUGCAGCCCCCAAAGAGGUCAAGGAAAAGAAGAUCAAGAAGCCUGCUGCUGUCGAUGCAUAUGAACCCCAAAAGAUCGAAUCUGAUAGGUAUGAUUGGUGGGAGAGUAGAGGAUACUUCAAGCCUCAGUUCACAGAGGACGGCAACAUCAAGCCCGAAGGCAAAUUCGUUAUCCCCAUUCCUCCCCCAAAUGUCACAGGCUCUUUACAUAUGGGCCAUGCUUUGACCAAUGCCCUUCAAGAUACCAUGAUUCGUCACGCGAGAAUGCAGGGAAAGACGACCGCCUGGAUUCCUGGUUGCGACCAUGCUGGAAUUGCAACCCAAACUGUGGUGGAAAAGAUGAUCUACAAGCUCGAAGGCAAAACCCGACACGAUAUCGGUCGUUCCGCUCUUCUGGAAAAGAUCUGGGAAUGGAAAGAGAAAUAUCAUGCCAAUAUCACCAAUCAACUGAAACGACUUGGUGGUUCCAUGGAUUGGAGCCGAGAAGCUUUCACCAUGGAUGAGAACCUUUCUCUAGCUGUUCGAAAAUCUUUCAUUGACCUCUACGAUGAAGGUAUCAUCUACCGCGCCAACCGACUUGUCAACUGGUGUUCAGCACUCAGUACCUCCUUAUCCAACCUGGAGGUGGACAAUAAAGAAUUGAAGGGUCGGACCAAACUAAAGGUGCCUGGGUACGACAAGAUGGUCGAAUUUGGUGUGCUUACGUACUUCAAAUAUCCCAUCGAUAAUGGUGAUGACUCGCACAAGACCUCCACAUCAGCAGACCGAUUCAAAAGUCAUGAGUUUAUCGAGAUUGCUACUACUCGUCCCGAAACAAUGCUAGGUGAUACUGGCAUUGCUGUGCAUCCUGCGGACAAGCGAUAUGAGCAUCUUGUUGGCAAAUAUGCCAUUCAUCCAUUCCUGCCUGAUAGGAAGAUCAUCAUCUUCGCAGAUGAAGAAGUCGAACGAGAAUUUGGUACCGGUGCCGUGAAGAUCACACCCGCCCAUGAUCCUAAUGAUUUCAACAAAGCCAAGAAGCAUAACUUGGAAUUCAUCAAUAUUCUCACUGAUGACGGUUUGAUGAACGCUAAUGCCGGUCCUUACGAAGGUCACAAGAGAUUUGAUGUGCGGUAUGAAGUCAUCACUGCACUCAAAGAGCUGGGUCUUUAUACCAAGCAGGAGGACAAUCCAAUGACGAUUCCAAUGUGCCAGAGAAGUAAAGAUGUGGUUGAGCCAAUUCUCAAACCCCAGUGGUGGAUGAGUAUGAGUCAAAUGGCACAAGAGGCUGACAAGGCUGUUCUCGAUGGAAAGAUCCUCAUCAGACCUGAAUCCGAGUCACGCCGUUUCCAUUACUGGAUGCAGAACAUUCAAGAUUGGUGUAUUUCUCGACAGCUUUGGUGGGGUCAUCGAGCUCCCGCUUAUUUCAUUGAGCUUGAAGACGGAACCAGCGAUAACGCUGAGGGCAAGUACUGGGUGUGUGCUUAUGAUGAGAGUGAGGCUCGGCUCAAAGCAGAGAAGAAAUUUCCUGGCCAGAAGUUUUCACUACAUUGGGACGAAGACGUACUAGACACAUGGUUCUCCAGUGGACUGUGGCCCUUUUCCACUCUGGGUUGGCCCAAGGAAACCUCAGAUCUGCGCACACUCUAUCCCACAGAAGUGCUAGAGACCGGCUGGGACAUCUUGUUUUUCUGGGUAGCUCGAAUGGUGAUGCUCGGCCUCAAACUGACCGGAGACGUGCCUUUCACCGAGGUUUACUGCCACUCUCUCAUCCGAGACGCCGAAGGACGCAAGAUGUCCAAGUCCUUGGGCAACGUUGUGGAUCCUCUCGACAUUAUUCGGGGUAUCACACUUGAAAACCUUCACAAGCAACUCUACUCAGGCAAUUUGGAUGAGGCCGAGGUUGAUCGUGCGAAGACGUACCAGAAAACUGCGUUUCCCAAAGGAAUUGAAGAGUGUGGUGCCGAUGCACUUCGGUUUACAUUGGUGAACUACACCACAGGAGGUGGUGAUAUUGCCUUUGAUAUCCGAGAGAUUGAGGCGAAGAGAAGAUUCUGCAACAAGAUCUACCAAGCAACCAACUUCGCACUAGGAAGACUGGGGGACAAAUUUGUGGCUGAUGCCAAACCCACGGAUAACAAGCCCAAGUCGUUGGCAGAGAAGUGGAUUCUCCAUCGACUCAAUCAAGCUACCAAGGAGAUCAACGAAGCCAUGGAGAAGCGAGAAUUCUCGAUCGUCGCCGGUACCCUGUAUCAGUACUGGUUCAAUGUGCUCUGCGACACAUUCAUUGAGAAUUCCAAAUAUAUUCUCACACCAGAGGCAGCAGAGGAUGAGAGACACUCCGCACAACAGACGCUAUAUACUGCUCUGGAGGGUGGUCUCUUGCUAAUGCAUCCCAUCAUGCCAUUCUUGACAGAGCAUCUGUGGCAGAAGCUGCCUCGCCGCAAUGGUGACACUACCGAGAGUAUCAUGAUUGCGAAAUAUCCAGCCUUCACCGAAGUCCUGGACCAGCCUAAGGCAGCCCAGGAAUAUGAAUUCAUCAUGGACGUUGCUGCUGGAGCUCGAAGUCUUUUGUCUCAGUAUGGAUUCAAAGAGCCUGGUGAUAUUCUCAUUCAAACCUAUUCAGAUUCGGCUUAUAAGACGGCCUCGACUGAACGAACGUCGAUCAGAUCUCUUGGUGGCAAAUACGCAGGAGAAAUCGAGGUGCUCGCUCCCAGUAAGGACUCGACCCCACCAGCAGGUUGUGCUCUACAGAGCAUCAAUGCCGAUGCCGCGGUUUAUCUCAAGAUUGUGGGACGGAUAGACAUUGAUGCCGAGUUGAAGAAACGCCACAAGGGAAUUGAAGAUGCGAAGGCCAAGAUCGAGAAGCAGAAGAAAAUCAUGAGCGGCGCUGGAUGGGCCAAGGCGAGCAAGGAGACACAGGCCAAGGAACAGGAGAAGUUGAUUGAUGCUGAGAGUGAGGUACAGAGAUUGGACGAGGCAGCCAAAGAUCUGGAGAGGUUGAAGCUGGAAUGA
Molecule: messenger RNA, 3282 nt
Organism: Exophiala bonariae
Lineage: Eukaryota; Fungi; Ascomycota; Eurotiomycetes; Chaetothyriales; Herpotrichiellaceae
Exons: 3
Coding region: 1-3282 (1093 amino acids)
Biological process (GO): valyl-tRNA aminoacylation
Cellular component (GO): cytosol
Molecular function (GO): ATP binding; aminoacyl-tRNA deacylase activity; valine-tRNA ligase activity
Source: RefSeq, a predicted model, not a curated record